Trichosporon asahii var. asahii CBS 2479 is the source of this 1458-nucleotide messenger RNA. RefSeq lists its product as uncharacterized. The transcript is spliced from 6 exons. NCBI's taxonomy places the organism in Eukaryota, Fungi, Basidiomycota, Tremellomycetes, Trichosporonales, Trichosporonaceae. Gene Ontology annotation, molecular function: LPPG:FO 2-phospho-L-lactate transferase activity. The coding region runs from base 1 to 1458 and encodes 485 amino acids. The record is from RefSeq and is a predicted model, not a curated record.
AUGAACGGCGCCCCCGUCCACACGACCACCCCACCGCAAGACGUCUCAAGUCUCUCCUAUCUCGUCGUCUCAGGCGGUACCGGUGCAAACUCGUUUGCGUCAGCGUUCGGUCCUUCACCCGCCUUUGUGCUUCCAGUCUCUGAUGAUGGAGGUUCCUCGGCUGAGAUUCUGCGGUGCUUCGGCGGUCCGUCCAUUGGUGAUAUUCGCUCCCGUCUGAUCCGUCUCAUUCCAGUGCCAACGACUCUCGUAACGAAGGAGGACCGCGAGUUACAGGCUAUCUACAACUUGAUGGCCCACCGCUUCCCUGCAGACGUUUCUGAGAAGAUCGUGCGAAAUAUCUGGGAGGAAGUCGUUGAGGGAAGAGGGGAUUUGUGGAAUGGCAUCGGCGAGGAUAAGAAGGAGUGCAUCAGAGCCCACAAACGCUUCUCCUUCAGGAACUUCAGUAUCGGAAACGGCUUCCUCACCGGUGCUCGAGAUCUAUUCAGCAACCUCCCCAGUGCCAUCUUCUUGUUCAAAUCUGUGGCAGGAGUGAAUGUCAUCCCCGUCAUCAAUACGAACCUUCAGCUUAUCAUCGGACAGUGCAACAUCUCCCACCCAGCCCCAGCGCAAGAGCACGCUGCAGUAUCCAUUCCAGGGAUCCGUGAUAUCCCGCUCGCGCAACGUUCUCGUCACCUCCGACAUGGUCUGCGACGAGACUCACGGACAUUCGACACGGCUGACAGCGCGCGCGUCACCCCAGAGCGAGGGCGCACUCCACUGCCAGGAGUCGACGCCGAUGAUGAUGGGCUGCUCGGCAACAUUGCGUACACGAAGGGCCAGAAGGAAGAGCCUUUGGAGGCGCGGAUAGAGCGUCUGUUCUACAUCAACCUGUAUGGACAGGAGAUCUUCCCCGAGCCGAACAACGACUUCUUCGACGCGAUCGACAAACGCGAUAUUCUGGUGUACUCGUGCGGCUCGCUGUGGACGAGCAUCAUCCCAUGCCUCGCGCUGCGUAGCGUCGCGACGGCGCUCGCGCAGUCCAAGUCGCUCAAAGCCAAAGUCAUGCUGCGUAAGCUAUUUGGGCGGUCUGAUCAGCUGACAACAGUGAAUUCUGUGAAUGACCGUGAGACGCCGGACUACACGGCAAUGGACUACAUAGAUACGGUGGCCAACAUCCUGCGCCACUAUGACGUUCCGCCACCCCUGCAGACGAGCCCCGACGACGUGAUCCCGUGGGAGACGGCGAGCUUUAUCACGCACGUCGCGUAUCUUGAGGGCGCCGAGGUGCCUGUUGACGAGGCAGCUAUACAGGUGGGUAGCAACGGCUCCGAAGGCGAUGCGGAUGCUGACGUUCAGGCACGCGGCAUCUCCGUCGUGCGCAUCCCGCGACGUGUGCAUGAAACGGCGCCGGGAGCGGUGCCGAUGUUCUCGGAGAAGACAGUAGAGUGGGCGAUGGCGCAGGUGGUAGCGACGCUAUGA